AUGGAGGGGCGGAUGUUGUUGUUGUUGGUGCUUGGGAGUCUAAUUAGUCAGGCUUGGACCUCAUCACAGACUCACCAAAAAUACUCAGAGCUUCAUACGAUCCACCCAUGGAGAAGAAACAGCAGUGGGAGAGUAAAACGAGACUGGAUCAUCCCUCCAAUAAGAGUCCUGGAAAACAGCAAACAGGUUCCUGAAGAUCUCGUCCAGAUCAAAUCGGACAAAAUAUUCACCGGCGAGGUCAUCUACAAGCUGGAAGGAUCUGGAGUGGACCAAGAACCCAAAAACUUCUUUGAGAUUGACGACAAAACUGGUGUCAUCCGGAGCAAGCGGCCCCUGGACCGAGAGAAACACAGAAGCUUUACACUCAAAGCGUUUGCGUUGUCCCCCAGUGGAGAAAGACUGGAGAAUCCCACCACUAUUGAGAUAAUGGUGCUGGAUCAGAAUGACAACAGACCGGCAUUCACUAAAAGACUGUUUGAGGGGUCUGUUCCGGAGUUCUCAGUUCCAGGGACGUCAGUGAUGUCCGUUUCCGCUGAAGAUGCAGAUGACCCCAUGACUGAAAACGCAAUGUUGAGCUACACAAUUCUCUCCCAAGAAAGUGUCCCAGCCGACGCCGUCACCAAGAUCAUGUUUGGGAUCAACAACGAGACCGGAGCCAUUUACACCCGAGACGUGGGCUUGGACAGAGAGGUUGUCAAAAGUUUCAAGCUGAAACUGCAGGUGGCAGAUAUGUCGGGCAUGGGGCUGACAGGUGAAGGUGUGGCUGUCAUUCACGUGUCUGAUAUCAACAAUCACGCCCCUCAGUUCAGCCCCACCAAGUACAACAUGCUGGCGGUGGAAAACAGAAAGGACUACGAUAUCGGCCGCGUCAAUGUAACAGACAGAGACGACAGAGGGGCCGGAAACUGGGAGGUCAAAUACUCCAUUUACAAUGACCCACACAGGAGCUUUUCCGUCGCUACAGACCCCGUCACCAACCAGGGAAUACUCUCUGUGGUCCAGCCUUUGGAUUAUGAAACGCAGCAGGAGUACACAUUGAUUCUCACAGUGGAGAACGUCAACUCCCUGAGUAAUAAAGCUCCUCACGUCCCAGUGAGCUCUGCCACCGUCAUGGUGACUGUCAUCAACGAGAAUGAGGCCCCACACUUCAGGGAAGAUCCCAUACGGGUUUUGGUGCCAGAGUCAGUGGCGCCUGGAACAGUGCUCACCUCCAACAUUGCCUUUGAUCCAGAUAAUUCCGAAUUAAGGUACGAGAUCAGCAGAGACCCCGAGCGCUGGCUGGACAUUGAUCGAGUGACAGGAGGCAUCAGUGUGAGGAGAGCGUUCAACAUGAGGUCUCCACAUGUGAAAAACAGCAUCUACACCGCAGCAGUCAAAGUCACAGAUUCUGACGGAGUUUCCACAACAGCAACACUGGCCAUAACUCUGAAGGAGACCAACGAUUUUGCCCCCGAGCUCCACCCUCUGAGCGGCUCUGUGUGUAAGGACUCUCGCAGGAAGAACACGGGUCUGGUCCUGACGGCGACAGACCAGGACCUCCCCCCACACGCUGCUCCGUUUAUAUUCGAAAUGUUGGAGGACAUGUCAAUCAACUGGACUGUCAUUCAAAUAAACGGCACUCAUGCUUUGCUUCAGCCGCUGGUGGACCUCGACACAGGAGACUACAUGGUGUCCUUAAUGGUGUCGGACUCGGGCAGCCCAGUGCUCGGUGAAACGUCCCACGUCAAUGUCACGGUUUGCCGCUGCGAUUCCUUUGGAGACUGCAAGUCAGAAGUGGGGGCCAUCUUUGGGGCCACUAUGGGAAUAAACUUCAUCGCUCUCAUCAUCAUUAUGGCCUGUAUCGCACUUCUGCUGUUGCUGCUCCUUCUGGCUGUGGCCAUAACCUCAUGUGGAAGACGGCAUCACAUAAAGAAAGGAGCUGGCCUGCUGGUCGGAGACUCAGAGGACGACAUCAGAGACAAUGUCCUCAACUACGACGAGCAAGGAGGUGGUGAGGAGGACGAGAACGCUUUCAACAUCGACAUGCUGUGGAACCCCCACGACGCUCCGUCCACUCCCGGGUCGUACUGUCCCGGCCCAGGCCCAAGAGGAAAGCAGCCUCUACGAAGGGACGCACCGCACAACCUGCCCUCGCCUACAUACCCCCGGAGACCCCCUGCUGAUCCCACAGACAUCCAGGACUAUAUCAAUGAUGGCCUGGAAGCUGCAGACAAUGAUCCCAACGUGCCUCCCUAUGACACUGCCUUGAUCUAUGACUUUGAGGGGGAGGGUUCUCUGGCCGGCAGCCUCAGCUCCAUCGCCUCGGGCAGUUCAGACGGAGACCAGGACUACGACUACCUCAACGACUGGGGCCCUCGGUUCAAGAAACUCGCCAAUUUGUAUGACCCACGCUAA
Knipowitschia caucasica is the source of this 2394-nucleotide messenger RNA. The record is from the annotation of a GenBank genome assembly. NCBI's taxonomy places the organism in Eukaryota, Metazoa, Chordata, Actinopteri, Gobiiformes, Gobiidae.